Messenger RNA from Phytomonas sp. Hart1, 1701 nucleotides. The record is from the annotation of a GenBank genome assembly. Lineage: Eukaryota; Euglenozoa; Kinetoplastea; Trypanosomatida; Trypanosomatidae.
AUGCAGCUUCUUGUUCAUUUAUUCGGUGGUAAAAUACAGGAGGGUGAUGUGGGUGAAUAUGGUCAGAAUUCAAUAUAUAUUGAGAAAGAUACCCCAAUAUUUAAGGGAAUGGGACCCAAGGAGACCGUAUUGUUGACCCACCGUGAUGCGGCAGUGAAGACCGGUGAUGAUCUGUGCGUCACUGCGCGAAGUGCCAAUGGCAUUAUUGCGGCGGUACAACACCUGAAACUCCCCCUAUGGGGAGUUCAGUUCCACCCUGAGGUUGAGCUGACGGUAAACGGGAAAACCAUUUUUAAUAAUUUCUUGAACCUGUGCGGCUGCAAAUUUUCGUAUACACUGAAGGACCGAGAGCAGCAGGCUAUUGAUCUGAUUCGUGAGCGUACCGCAAACGGUGAGAAAGUUUUAUGCUUGCUCUCCGGCGGUGUUGACAGCACCGUCUGCUCAGUUCUGAUGGUAAAAGCAUUGGGUCCUGAACGUGUUAUUUGCAUUCACAUUGACCAUGGUUUCAUGCGACUUAAUGAAAGUGAGCAAGUUAUGAAGACCCUGAAAAGCUUAAACCUUAAGGUUAAGCUAGUAGAUGCAAGGGAGGAGUUUCUCCAGGCGACAACCGAAAUGCCUGCAAAGAAGGGCCUAUCUUCUUACAUGACCCGAAAACUCUGCGAAACGGUGAACCCCGAAGAAAAACGAACCAUCAUUGGAGACACAUUUAUGAGGGUGUGUAAUCGUGUCAUCAAAGAAAUGAAUCUUGACGUGGAACACUUAAUGCUUGCACAGGGAACUCUUCGUCCAGAUUUAAUCGAAUCUGGCUCUGAACAUGCCAGCAAAACUGCUGACACGAUCAAAACACAUCACAAUGACACGGCCGUCGUGAGACACCUACGCAACACCGGUCGUAUUAUUGAGCCUCUUUGUGAAUACCACAAGGAUGAAGUUAUCCAACUUGCCAAAGUUCUCGGGAUCCCUGAAAGCUUGGCGGCGCGCCAGCCCUUUCCUGGGCCUGGACUUGCCAUCCGGAUUUUGUGCACUGAUGGUGCACUAUCUGAGGAUGAAAAAGUCGUCAGUAUAACAAGCCAAGUCAAGGAUAUCUGCGCUGGACGUGCUCAGGGCAUGAACGACUGCCUGAGGGGCGCGAUGAACACGAUGCACCCGUCAAUGUGUGUUCUUCCCAUCAAGACAGUUGGUGUACAAGGAGACAAUCGGUCCUAUUCUUAUGCGGCAGCGAUUUCAUUGGGGUACUUCCCUAGUGAAGAAGAAUGGAUAAAACUGCUAUGUAUCGCACGAUUCGUUCCAAUGCGUGUACGUGAGUUGAACCGCGUCGUUUACCUUUUUGGUGAGCGUCAAGAAGAGUCGCCGCGGUCUAUUACCCAAACGUUUCUUGUGCCGGAAGUCGUGGAUAAGCUGCGCAUUGCGGAUGAUAUUGUCAGCCGUAUUCUUUUGGAUCACUCACUGACUCGUAAGUUAAGCCAAGUUCCCGUAAUACUUCUUCCGAUUGGAUUUGGUAAGUCCAACAGCUACAGUAUUGUGAUCCGAACUUUUAUAACAAAUGACUUUAUGACCGGUGUGGCGGCCACGCCCGGCACGGACGUGAUGCCCCUGUCUGUGCUUGAACAAAUAGUCACAGAACUGUUGAAGCUAAGCUUCGUAUCACGUGUGAUGUUUGACCUUACUUCCAAGCCCCCAGGAACUACAGAAUGGGAAUAA